GCAAAGCGCGGCCGGGAAGAUGGCGGCGCGCUGGGCUCUGGGCGCGGGCGGUUCCUGGGCACGGGGUCUGCUCAGCUGGGCGCGGCCGGAGAGGUGGCUGCCGUCCUGUAGCCUUUUCCCUCUGUCAUGCAUCCACACAAGCACAUCUCUGCAGAAGACUGGGAAGUGGGAGAAAAAGAACAGGAUUGUUUACCCUCCACAGCUGCCUGGAGAACCCCGCAGACCAGCUGUAAUAUAUCACUGUCGGAGAGACAUAAAAUACAGCAAAGAUAAGAUGUGGUAUCUGGCAAAACUGAUAAAAGGAAUGACCAUUGAUCAGGCUCUUGCUCAGCUGGAAUUUAGUGACAAAAAGGGAGCAAAGGUGAUCAGAGAGGUUCUGUUGGAAGCACAGGACUUGGCCGUAAGAAAGCACAACGUGGAAUUCAAAUCGAAUUUACAUAUAGCCGAGUCCCUGACGGGCAGAGGCCGCUACGUGAAGCACAUUCGUUACCAUGCCAAGGGCAUGUUUGCCUUCAUGAAAAUCAACAGGUGCCACUACUUUGUGAAGCUGAUGGAAGGUCCUCCUCCCCCUCCAGAGCCACCAAGGACUGGCUUUGACCAGGCAAAAGAAUAUGUGCAGCAGCUGCGAAACAGAACCCUUGUUCAUACGCUCUGACACACUGUUGUGACUGUAUAUGUAUCUCUUGUUUGACAGUGUAAUUGUAUAAAGGAAUAAUUAAAAUAAUGCUUUAGUUAUAUCUUUGAUACUGCUGGAGCUGGAUGAUGUGAGAAUGACCAUAGGGUUUUUUCUUAUUUGUCAAGCCAUAGGCAUGGAAAAAUCUUGGAGCAGCAGAUGUAAUUUGGACCACAGCAUUCAAACUCGACCCUGGACUAUCAAAUCUAGAACAUACAAUGCUGUUAUAAAACUUGUAAUGACCUGAAGUUCACACAGGUGUCUCUGUUAUGUAUGGUGGGGGCUUUGGUGGUAAAAAUAUGUGCUUGACAGUCAAAUGGCAAGAUCAGACUUGGACUAAAAGUACUAAAAUUUCUUAAAGUAGCUACAGCAUUGGAACAAAAAAAAGCAACAAUAAUAUUUAAGAAUACAGACAUCGAUUUAUGGUUUAUCUGGAAUGUAAUACCUUCCUUACAGCUAUUAUUGUACCUCUUGGGCAAUGUGUCUUGGGAGUGGGGAAUAAAAAGCCAAUCCCUUGAAGUUCAGGUUUUGGCAGUCAGUAGGUGGCAGUGUUUAGUUUGUCAGAGAGGAAGUGGCAGCAAAAACUUACAGGGUGUUGAAACUCUGUUCUGGAUUCUGCCCUUGGCAUUAAUAGUCUGAUAUGUGCAUGGAGUUCAGGCUGCUUUCUGUGGAAACUCAAUGUGGGUAAUAGGCACAAUAUGGAGAAAACCUUGUUUUGUUGAAGAGUGAACUAAUUGUUCUGCACUGUCUGGAAACAAAUUGCCUUUGUAAUGUCGGGGAAAGUAACACUCUGUGGACAUAAUAUGAAAUGGCUUGUUGCAUAUACAAAUCAGGCUUUCAGUUCUAUGAAAACAA
Chiroxiphia lanceolata (lance-tailed manakin) is the source of this 1528-nucleotide messenger RNA. RefSeq names its product mitochondrial ribosomal protein L22 (gene MRPL22). Gene Ontology annotation, biological process: translation; ribosome assembly. Gene Ontology annotation, cellular component: mitochondrial large ribosomal subunit; ribosome. The record is from RefSeq and is a predicted model, not a curated record. The coding region runs from base 20 to 655 and encodes 211 amino acids. Gene Ontology annotation, molecular function: structural constituent of ribosome. NCBI's taxonomy places the organism in Eukaryota, Metazoa, Chordata, Aves, Passeriformes, Pipridae. The transcript is spliced from 7 exons.